This is a messenger RNA of Penaeus vannamei (Pacific white shrimp), 3233 nucleotides long. Lineage: Eukaryota; Metazoa; Arthropoda; Malacostraca; Decapoda; Penaeidae. The record is from RefSeq and is a predicted model, not a curated record.
AUACUACUGAAAAGGGCACGGAAUGUCGGUAGGCUAAAAAGCGUUACGAUAUGCCUUAUCAAUCUUAUAAUCUUAUCAGACCUUAAGGUGUUACUGAAGAUGUUGAAGGCUUGUGACGUCAGAUAACUCGUGUGUGUUUAUCCACGUCCACUAAAGAAUAGAAUAAAGCUGAAAUGACCAUAUAAGUAGAUCUACUGCUGAAUCCAACAUCAUAAGUCGUAGUAACUGAAAGGUUGUGAACAGUGAUAUUAUAAUGAAUACUACUAGAGAGACGGAAAGAAAACUGAUAUGUUUGUUCGUCGUAAAACGCCUUCAAUAUUUGAAGAUAAACCGAAAAAAAUAGUCUAGCAGAAAUAAACUACAAUAGACCCGAUGAAAUUAAUCAGAAUAAGGACACAAUAAAAAUAAGAGAGGAAAAAGAAAAAGAAAUAAAGAAAAAAGGAAUCAGAAACUUGGCCUGGACGACGCCAUGUCUGCUGGGUGUCAGAAGGCCAAGGGAGCGCUGGCUCUGGCGAUGCUGGUCCUGAGCGCGUGCGGCGUCCUCCCAGCCGGCGGCCAGGACAGCGGCGACCUCCCUUCGACCCGACUCGCUCCCCCGCCCGUCGGCGAUGUGUCGAGCGCUCCGCCCUCCGACCUGCGCUCAACCCGCAGCUCCUCUCCUCCUUCUACGCCUUCCUCUUCCUCCUCCUCCUCUUCUUCCCCUCCCCUUAAGACUUGCAGGAUGGGCUACACUGUAAAAGCUGACCUCCCGACGGAGGACGGCUACUACCACCACCAAACGUGCUUCUGGUGCUACCGCUUCACGCCCUCGCACCGGAGGAGGACUGACCUCGCCCUCAAGAAGGAGGUCGUCACGCUCUCGGAUGGCAGCAAGUGGGCCGAUUUCUUGUUCACGGUCGGGAACGAGUCCUUCCACUUCGAUGUCGACGACCCUGUGGCCUGGGGGCAUGUGCAGGACUCUCUCCACGACUCCCUGGAAGCGUCGAAGCUAGAGGGAUGCUGCAGGGACGCCCUCGCCUGCUGCGACGAGAUGCUCAGCGCCCCGCGGAGCGAGAGCGGCUCGUGCCCGCGCACCUGGGACGGCUGGCUCUGCUUCGGCGACGCCCCCCCCGGCGAGACCGUCUCCUUCACCUGUCCUCCUUAUGCCUACAAAAGCCGGUCGGAAUGCGCGCUGGAGGGAACCAAGACCUGCUGGGGGAACGGGUCGUGGCUGCAGAACGCGCGUGGGACCGAGAAGACCGAGUACGCCGACUGCAGCCACCGCAAGUACCACCUCCGGAACUACGCCUGGGAGAUCGCCAUGCACGCCGUGUCGGUCGCCGCCGUCGUGCCUGCCAUCUGCAUGAUUCUCUACUUCAGAGCCCUCCGCGUGCAGAGAUUUUACCUCCACCUCAACUUCCUCGUGGCGCUCCUCGGGAAGGCCCUCAUGAGCAUCCUGGACUUGGCGGUCCUGAGGAUACCCGAGUACUCAGGGGAAUCCAGCGUGAUGGACGACAACACCGCCGGCUGCAGGUUCCUCGUGUUCCUGACGAAGGUCUUCGGUCUCGCGGUGUGGACGUGGAUGCUCGCCGAGAGCCUGUACCUGCACCGCCUCAUCGUCGCUGCUCUGAGGGGCGGCGGGAAGACGUGGGCGUACCUGCUCGUGGGCUGGGUGCCGCCCUUCGUGCUCUCGGGGGCGUGGGCGGCGGCGAGGGGCAUCCUGGAGGACUACCAGUGCUGGCUCGGCGACGACCACGGCGACGCGAAGGACCUCUACCUCAUUACCGAACUCCCCAAACUCGUCGUUUUGGCGGUGAACACAGCUCUCCUAAUUAACAUGACCCGCGUGCUCAUGUCUCACCUCAAAAACACCAACACAGACGCAUCUACUGCAAACAGGAGAGCAGUAAAGGCCAGCACCUUCCUCCUGCCGAUGUUCGGACUCCAGUUCUUCAUCACCUUUUUCGUCCCGCCCUUCACAACGCCCUGCGCUGGCAUGCAGGCUUAUGUAUUCAUAGCAACUGCGAUCGAUGGCCUGCAGGGACUUUAUAUUUCUGUUGUGUACUGCUACAUGAACAACGAGGUGCGGAUACAGGUGCGUCGUUCCACCCACUACAUCUGGCACCGACUUCCGACAAGUGCUCCCGACGUCACCUACGAUCGGAGGACCGACGCCAGCCACAUCCACAGUGGCGCUGGGGUGUCGGUCGCGACGAUGGCAUCCACGGUUGACUGAGGGACUGUCGAGGGCGACCUCAGUUGUGGGAGGAAGUGGAACCGCAGGAAGAGAAACGAAAUCUGCUGUGUUUUUUUCACCCCUCCCCCACUGCGUUGUUAUGAAGGGAAACACGAAUACUGUUUCUUUUCCUUUUUUUCGUGCUUUAUCCCACGUUUACUGUGAGGUGAAACACCGCCAUGGCACGAAGAAACAUAUGAAGGCUAACAUGUUUCGUUUAAAUGUCUCCCUCACGACGCUGGCAAUUAAAACAACCGCAUUAUUAGUAUGAGAAACACGACAUCCACGAGGGCUUUUCACACUGCUGUUCCGUGAAGCCUCCUGGUUUUUCGUCUUAUUUUGAGAAAAAAUGCCCUUAAUUUGCCGCCGUCCGCUGGCCCAAAACAACGGAUCGUGUUGCAACUUUUGUAUUAUUUUUCGGCUGUUGUCAUUAUUGUGUCUUGCUUUGGUCCUCCCUCACUCAAAAAAAUAUAGCAGAUCUAUAAUGUAAUCAAUCCUCAUAAUUAGGAUGAACCGAUGUGAAAUAAUGAUUAGCCCUUAAUUGGUUUUAGUAGUGUAAAGACAUGAUUUUUUUUUUUUUUUUUUUUAAAGAAGGAACGUUUUGAAUAUUUUGGCGAAAGACUGUUGGUAGCAAAGCGUUUGUUAUUCUACAGUCAUGUAAUAUAUUAUAGAUGGCUUUUUGAAGCUCCAUAUGAGAUAUUAUACUAGUGACAGUGCAAUGACUUUUUGCUGUUUAAAUGUACGUGAGUGUAUUUGUGUUUGUGUGAAUGUGUGUGUAUGCGUGUAUGUUUGUUUGUGUGUGUGUGUGUUAACAGGUCAGUACUUGCUUAUAGUUAAGGAUGAACUUAUCAUUGCAUUUAACUGUACAAUCAUAUAUGUUUACAAAUAUCUAUUAACACCUUUUUAUAUGAUUAUCAGGUGCAUCCCUUAAAUUUUAUGCCAUAGAAAUUUUCCAAACCUGUUUUUAUUCUGUUUCCCUCCUAUAUUUAAAUAAAAUCAUUAUAACAUAUUAAAACAA